AUGGCAGAAGUUGUUGGCUUAGUUGCUUCUAUCGCCAGUUUACUUGACCUCGCUCUCAAGUCAUCUAACGGAUUAUGUGACCUCCAGUUUCAGGUCAGAAACGCACCUCAUCUUAUCCAAGCGCUCGAAAACGAGACAGAGGCUAUCAGGGCAGUUCUUGUUCACGUUGAGAACACGAUACAAUCUACAGCAACAGCUAGACUUCGAAACCCCUGCGGCUCUGCAAUUCUCGGCGACUUGGCGAUUGAACUUAGCAAAGGUGCCGCUGUCUUGAAGGAUUUAGACUCAUUCAUCAGCGGUCUCAAGAAUGAGACACCCACUUUGCAAAGAGUUAAAUGGACUUGCAAAAAGGAGAAGGCAACAGAACUCAUGAAACAGCUCAGAGAAGUGAGAAUCCGUAUCAGUGAGCUCCAGUUAGCUCAUGGAAAAAUGCGAUAA
This is a messenger RNA of Fusarium musae, 438 nucleotides long. RefSeq lists its product as uncharacterized. The record is from RefSeq and is a predicted model, not a curated record. Lineage: Eukaryota; Fungi; Ascomycota; Sordariomycetes; Hypocreales; Nectriaceae. The coding region runs from base 1 to 438 and encodes 145 amino acids. The transcript is spliced from 2 exons.